UAAUCUAAAUUUAAGAUUUAUAAUGAUUCCUUUGUUAUUCUUAUACAAAGUUUUUUUUUUGUUUAAUUAUAAAAACAAACUAUUAAGAAUAUACCUACAUUUAAGAACUUGAUGCCCCUUGCUAUACCUUAUGUACACAUCUCUCUCUCUAUGUAUAUAUAUGCGUGUGUGUAUAUAUAUGGGAGCUCGGUAGUGGUUUCUAGCUCAUUUUUGUUUACAUUUAUCUCUUUUCUAUCUUUUACUACUCUUGCAUGUUCUUUUAUUUACAUCUCUCGUAAACCCUAGUAAAUCAUACAAGGUCGUGUUGGAUUCAAGAAGCUAAACCUUGUAGAGUUUAUAAUCAAGUUAUAGCAAUGGAUAAAGAUUACUCGGCACCGAACUUCUUAGGUGAAUCCUCAGGCGGUAACGACGAUAACAACUCCGGUAUGAUAGACUAUAUGUUCAACAGAAACCUUCAACAACAAAAGCAAUCGAUGCCGCAGCAGCAACAACUGUCUCCUUCAGGGUUUGGAGCAACGCCUACUUUUGAUAAAAUGAGUUUUGCAGACGUGAUGCAGUUCGCCGACUUUGGUCCGAAACUGGCGUUGAACCAAACAAGAAACCAAGACGAUCAAGAAACCGGGAUGGACCCGGUUUAUUUCUUGAAGUUCCCAGUCUUGAACGAUAAGAUAGAGGACCAUAACCAAACCCAUCAUCUCAUGUCUCAAGAAGGAGGUGAGUGUGAAGGAAACAUUGGCAACGUGUUUCUUGAAGAAAAGGAGAAUCAAGACGACGAGAACGAUAACAACUCCGUGCAACUCCGUUUUAUCGGAGAACAAGAAGAUGAAGAUAGAGAGAACAAGAAUGUUACGACGAAGGAAGUGAAGAGCAAAAGGAAGAGAGCUAGAACAAGCAAGACCAGCGAAGAAGUUGAAAGCCAAAGAAUGACUCAUAUCGCAGUCGAGAGGAACCGUAGGAAGCAAAUGAACGAGCAUCUUCGUGUCCUUAGGUCUCUCAUGCCUGGAUCCUACGUUCAAAGGGGAGAUCAAGCAUCGAUCAUAGGAGGAGCAAUAGAGUUUGUAAGAGAGUUGGAGCAACUCCUACAAUGUUUGGAAUCACAAAAGCGUCGGAGAAUCCUAGGAGAAACCGGUAGUAGGCAAAUUGGAGACAUGAACACGACAACGACUUCUUCUUCACCCAUAACUUCGGUUGCUAACCCGCUAAUUAUUACGGGAAGUGUAACCGAAUUAGAAGGUGGAGGAGGAGGGCUUCGAGAGGAGACGGCGGAGAAGAAGUCGUGUUUGGCUGACGUGGAGGUGAAGCUACUAGGGUUUGACGCCAUGAUCAAGAUACUUUCAAGAAGAAGACCAGGGCAACUGAUAAAGACUAUAGCUGCUUUGGAGGAUCUUCAGCUCUCUAUUCUUCACACUAACAUCACUACCAUGGAACAAACCGUCCUCUACUCCUUCAAUGUCAAGAUUACAAGUGAGACAAAGUUUACGGCAGAAGAUAUUGCAAGUUCCAUUCAGGAGAUAUUUAGUUUUAUUCACGCAAAUACCACCAUGUAAUGAUUUAUGUAUUUCUCUUGGUAUUUCCACUAAAGGUACUUUUCAUAAGUUUAUGUUGGUGGCUUGAAAACAAAAGCUUAUGUUGGGUCUAUUUUAAACAAUUUUUAGAUGUCUUUUAUUUUUGUUUAUUUUUUUACCUUUAGAAUGUCAUCAUUUUCUGCCGUUUAUAAAAAAAAAAAAAAAGAAGAAGAAAAGAGAUGUCAAUAUUUUCUUUUAGUGUAGAUGCAUCUAAUCAUCAAGAAAUAAUUAACAUUUUAAUAAAUUAUUUUAAAGUGCUAAA
Molecule: messenger RNA, 1827 nt
Organism: Eutrema salsugineum
Lineage: Eukaryota; Viridiplantae; Streptophyta; Magnoliopsida; Brassicales; Brassicaceae
Product: transcription factor FAMA
Exons: 5
Coding region: 354-1547 (397 amino acids)
Biological process (GO): stomatal complex development; guard cell differentiation; positive regulation of DNA-templated transcription
Cellular component (GO): nucleus
Molecular function (GO): protein dimerization activity; DNA-binding transcription factor activity
Source: RefSeq, a predicted model, not a curated record